GCUUGCCAUAUCCGCCUACGUUCAGGCCGAUCGUCCCUGGACAGUAAAGCUAUAAACAUGGCCAAUUUGCACCUCGAGCUGUGUUCUCCUGUAGUUCUAAACUGCUCUGGCUUUCCAACAGCUCCCAGAAAAUCUGAAUCUUUCGAUAAUAUCCAUUGUUGUUAUCAUCUAAGUUGAACAUUUACAUCUCACCAUGGCAGAGCACACCGAGGUGAACCGUCAAUACUUUGAGAAAUUGGCCAAGUCCUACAAAACCGAUUUUCAAAAGAUCCUGGAGGCAAUAUGCAGGCAGGUAGAUAGUCGCCGUUCCUGGAUCAGUGACACCUGGACCGACACAGAGGCCGGGAAUGGAAAGGAGAUCAAGAUGCUGGAGUAUGCAUGUGGGCCUGGUGCUGUCUCUUUGACAUUGGCACCCUUUGUUUCAAAGGUUGUUGGCUUGGAUAUCUCGGAAGGGAUGAUCGACGAGUACAACAAGAAUGCUCAGGAAGCGGGCUUCGGAGACAAGAUGACCGCGCUCAAGGGCGACCUCUUGGCCGAGACUGCUCCAGAGGAGCUCUCAGGGCCCGAGUACUUCGAUUUUGACAUCGUGGUGGUCAGCAUGGCUCUCCAUCACUUCGAGCGGCCGGAUCUGGCUAUGGCCCGCUUCUGCGAGCGGCUGAAGAAAGAUGGCGCGUGUCUUAUCGUUGAUAUUGUACCAGCCGACGACGAUCACCACCACCAUCACCACCACCAUCAUGGCCCUCAUAAGGUUGAGCAUGGUUUUGGCAACGCCGAGCACACGGUCAAAAGCCAUGGUUUCACCGAGGAGCAGAUGCGGCAGCUGUAUGAAGGCGCAGGGCUAACUGGCUUCAAGUAUGAGAUUAUGGACGAACAGGUUGUGUUCCAUAAGGAUGGGAAAGAGUUGAUCAAGACCCUCUUCAUUGUUCGUGGACAGCGAGCGUGAGAUGAAUGGAUUAUAACAUUUCUUUGUAAUAGGAGCUCAGAUGAAAAUUGAGCGCCUGCUAAUACCAUUUGAAGCAAAC
Molecule: messenger RNA, 1022 nt
Organism: Aspergillus sclerotioniger CBS 115572
Lineage: Eukaryota; Fungi; Ascomycota; Eurotiomycetes; Eurotiales; Aspergillaceae
Product: class I SAM-dependent methyltransferase
Exons: 3
Coding region: 194-943 (249 amino acids)
Source: RefSeq, a predicted model, not a curated record